Messenger RNA from Saccharomyces mikatae IFO 1815, 981 nucleotides. RefSeq names its product Mrx21p (gene MRX21). The transcript has a single exon. Gene Ontology annotation, biological process: transmembrane transport. NCBI's taxonomy places the organism in Eukaryota, Fungi, Ascomycota, Saccharomycetes, Saccharomycetales, Saccharomycetaceae. The coding region runs from base 1 to 981 and encodes 326 amino acids. The record is from RefSeq and is a predicted model, not a curated record.
AUGUCAGAAGUACUGGCUGUCAUCGAACAGCCGAACUCAAUCAAAGAUUUCAUCAAGCAGGAUUCAAAUAUCGCAUUUCUAGCUGGUGGAGUGGCUGGCGCGGUUUCCCGAACCGUUGUUUCACCUUUCGAAAGAGUUAAAAUAUUGCAACAAGUUCAAAGCUCGACGAAUUCUUAUAACCAGGGUAUUUUUAGCUCUAUACGGCAAGUUUACCAUGAGGAGGGAAUCAAAGGCUUAUUCAGAGGAAAUGGUUUGAAUUGCGUAAGGAUAUUUCCUUAUAGCGCAGUUCAAUUUGUGGUAUACGAGGCUUGUAAGAAAAAAUUAUUUCAUGUAGAUGAUUAUGGUGGGCAAGAACAGCUAACAAACACUCAAAGACUAUUCGGUGGUGCAUUGUGUGGCGGGUGCAGCGUGGUGGCUACUUAUCCACUGGACUUGAUCAAAACAAGAUUAUCGAUUCAAACAGCAAAUUUGAAUAGUCUAAGUCGUUCUAAAGCAAAAAACAUAUCAAAGCCUCCCGGAAUCUGGAAAUUACUAAGCGAAACGUACAGAUUAGAAGGCGGCUUGAAAGGAUUAUAUAGGGGAGUGUGGCCAACAAGUCUCGGAGUUGUUCCAUAUGUGGCUUUAAACUUUGCGGUUUAUGAACAAUUGAGAGAGAUUGGUAUAAACACUUCUGACACUCAACCCUCCUGGAAGAACAACCUCUAUAAAUUAACAAUUGGUGCUGUAAGUGGAGGGAUUGCGCAAACAAUGACUUAUCCCUUUGAUUUACUGAGGAGACGAUUUCAAGUCCUUGCAAUGGGCGGAUAUGAACUGGGAUUUAGGUACACCAGUGUCUGGGAUGCGUUGGUGACAAUUGGUAAGACAGAAGGCUUUAGAGGUUACUACAAGGGCCUAAGCGCAAACCUUUUUAAGGUAGUUCCUUCAACUGCGGUAAGUUGGCUAGUUUACGAAGUUAUGCGUGAUUCAAUAAGAAAUUGGUAA